ACCGAAUAAUUAUUAUUUGAUCAUGUAUAUUUUAAAAACAGUCAUAAAAAUUUCUUAUUAUUAAUAGCGAAAUCAAAAGGUUAAUUUAUUAGUGCACAAUGUGGCGCUGCUGUGUACAUUUUACAUUUUGACAUCUGUCAAAAUCUGACAACAAACUUCAAAAUGUUAGUGAAUUGGUUGUAAAUAAUAAUAAUUUAAUAAUGAAAUUUUACUGUUACGCCAAAUUAGGUAUAGGUUUAUCCGUAGCUUUAAUUGUUUUCUAUUUUUAUAUGCUGAGACAAGUCAAUGUUCCUCAAGAAUUACCAAAAAAACAUGAAAUCCGACAAACAUUUAAAAGAAGCGAUAUUGUUGUUGCCGUCGUCGCAUGUGGAGACCGACUUUAUGAAACUUUGAAUAUGCUGAAAUCUGCAUUGAUGUUCAGUAAAGAGAAGCUAAAUUUCAUUGUUGUUGCUGAGGAUGAUCUAAUAGAAAGUUUCAAUGAAAAGUUAGGAGAAUGGAGAUCAUUUACAAACAAUGCUUUCAAAUACAAAGUACUACCUCUCACAUUCCCUGAAAAGGAUGCUCAUGAAUGGAGAAAAUUAUUCAAACCAUGUGCAGCUCAAAGACUGUUCCUCCCUUCUUUGCUAAAAGAUGUGGAUUCCAUUCUUUACAUGGACACUGACACUUUGUUCCUAACACCUGUGGAACAAAUUUGGGGACACUUUAGCAAAAUGAAUGGCAGUCAAAUGGCUGCUCUUGCACCAGAACAUGAGGACCCUCAUGUUGGCUGGUACAACAGAUUUGCCAAGCAUCCAUACUAUGGGCCAUUAGGUGUGAAUUCUGGGGUGAUGUUGAUGAAUUUGACAAGAAUGAGAGCAUUCCAGUGGGAAACUUAUGUGGUGCCAAUUUAUAAAAAAUAUAAACUGAAAAUUACAUGGGGUGAUCAGGAUAUAAUUAAUAUAAUAUUCCACUAUCAUCCAGAUAAGUUAUACUUAUAUUCAUGCAGAUAUAACUUUAGGCCAGAUCAUUGUAUGUAUAUGAGUAUAUGUAAGGCCAGUGAAAAGAAAGGGGUGGCUGUUGUUCAUGGUUCCAGAGGUUUCUUCCAUUCAGAAAAACAACCUGUUUUCCAAGCUAUAUACAAAGCUUUUGAAGAGUUUCAAUUAGGUGGUGACCUGUAUAAAGAUUUUUACCAGUCACUGGAAACAAGUUUGGACUUGGCUGAAAACAGCAAUUGUGGUCAUGUAAAAGAUAUAUUUUUAAAGAAUGUAAGGCAGUACAUUGACUUAGAUGUUGAUAACAGAUAGUAGAAUAAGAUAAAAAUGUUAAAAGUCCUGCAUUAACAGUGUGUCUUGACUAAGUUAAAAGUUACAGUCUUUCAUAAGUGUUCAGGAAUUUUUUAUACCAAACUGUAAUACAUCGAAUUUUUCAUUGUUUAAUUAAAAUAUGUAGGACUUAAAGUGUUUGUUACCAUGUGAUUGUAUUUAAUAUUCACAAUUUAUCGAUAUCUAGGCAAGAUUAGUGGUCAAUUUAUAUUUAAAUCACUUUAGAACAAAUUGUCGAUAAAUUGGGAAUACUUUUGAUGUGACAUGAACAAGUAUUUUAACAGUAUUUUUAAGUAUUUAUGUGGAUUUGUGCUUGUGCAAUAUGUCUGAUUUAAUUGCCAACUUUCCAAGCUGUGAAAAUGAUCAAAAUCUUUAAAUAUAUUAUAUUGUAUAUUGAUUAGGUGGAUAAAUGCUUUUUGCUGCAGGAAAGGUCAAAUAAGCCUCUCACCUAAUUUUGAUAAAACUGACUAUACACAUGUUCAGUUCAGUUGCAAAAACUCUUUAUUGAGUUAGUAAACCUGAAUAUAUUGUGUAGUUUUUUUUUCUAUUGGAAAUAGGAAAAUAAUGUUGUAGCUAUAUUUUUAUAUCUUUAUUUAAAUAUAUCCUAUGUAUAUACAAA
Messenger RNA from Aethina tumida (small hive beetle), 1920 nucleotides. It is a transcript of the gene shams, whose product is annotated as glucoside xylosyltransferase 1. The record is from RefSeq and is a predicted model, not a curated record. The coding region runs from base 201 to 1283 and encodes 360 amino acids. Gene Ontology annotation, molecular function: UDP-xylosyltransferase activity. Gene Ontology annotation, biological process: protein O-linked glycosylation via N-acetylgalactosamine. The transcript is spliced from 5 exons. Lineage: Eukaryota; Metazoa; Arthropoda; Insecta; Coleoptera; Nitidulidae.